AUGCAGUGGACGGCCACGCGUCCGGAUUCUCUUGCACUUGCCACAGCCUUUGACGGGAACAUUGUUGACGCCUUAACCAAGUUGGGGGCACUGGGACCACUGGAGGAAACUCCGGAAGGUUAUUACAGUAACCAGAACCAAGAUUUUAGGCUUGAAGUCGAUGGAAUACUUACAAAUUUUGAUGCAACAUACGGUCAUUAUGCGAGUUCUAUCGAUGUAAAUACCGGUCUCUUUGUUGCAGAAGACAACUACUCGCCGAAAGAAAUGAUCAAGAAUAACGGUGGAAAAUACCGCGCAGGACAAAUGCCACCCAGCCUCGAUAACUGGGCGGAUGUGACUUACCUACAAUGGCUCCAAGCGGCCACAGAUCUCGGCGGUAAGCCCAGGGACAUAAAUGCCAGACUGCCGAAUCUGAAGUACUUUGCCAGAUUCCAUAUCAUUAACACAGAAUCACAAGGCAUUAUUAAUCAUGCAUUAAAGAACGUGGGGGAACAACUCGGGCCGUGGCCGGGACGCUCAUUUUCUAUGAGGACUGAUGAAGGAAAAGCAAUCCUGGGAAGCCCUAACGGUAGGGGCGUGGCAUUCUUUCUCUAUCAGCACAAGGAUUUGCUCGGUAUAAAAACAGUCGGUAGCGUGACGGUUUUCUCGACAACGGGGAAAGACCCUAAAGGCAACGAUGAAACGUGGUACCAAGCAGUAUUUAUCCUUAGAAACUUAUAA
Talaromyces proteolyticus is the source of this 720-nucleotide messenger RNA. RefSeq lists its product as uncharacterized. The transcript has 3 exons. Lineage: Eukaryota; Fungi; Ascomycota; Eurotiomycetes; Eurotiales; Trichocomaceae. The coding region runs from base 1 to 720 and encodes 239 amino acids. The record is from RefSeq and is a predicted model, not a curated record.